Messenger RNA from Micropterus dolomieu (smallmouth bass), 2718 nucleotides. It is a transcript of the gene irx3a, whose product is annotated as iroquois homeobox 3a. The transcript is spliced from 3 exons. NCBI's taxonomy places the organism in Eukaryota, Metazoa, Chordata, Actinopteri, Centrarchiformes, Centrarchidae. The coding region runs from base 222 to 1502 and encodes 426 amino acids. The record is from RefSeq and is a predicted model, not a curated record. Gene Ontology annotation, biological process: cell development; regulation of transcription by RNA polymerase II; neuron differentiation. Gene Ontology annotation, molecular function: DNA-binding transcription factor activity, RNA polymerase II-specific; RNA polymerase II cis-regulatory region sequence-specific DNA binding. Gene Ontology annotation, cellular component: nucleus.
UCCAUCCAGAUCAAUAGGGAAGUGAGGGUGGAAAGAAGAAGAAGAAGAGGAAGAAAUAAGGGGCGCAACCGGAUCGUUUACAGUGGCUGUUCCCGAGGAAAUAUAGACUUCCCUUGCUUGCACCUUUUGUUGCUCACAUGCUCACACUGUAAAAGUGGAUAUCGAGGCAAUUCCCUUGCUUUGUGUGAUUGCAGCAGACUUUUUUCCCUUUUCCUACCGCCAUGUCUUUCCCUCAGCUGGGAUAUCAGUACAUCCGACCGAUAUACCCGCCGGAGCGCCAGGGGAUCGCCAGCAAUGCUCGGUCCGGGACGGAGCUCAGUCCGUCCGGCGCACUCUCCAACGUCCUCUCCACUAUGUACGGAUCUCCUUUCGCAGCAGCAGCGCAGGGCUAUGGAGCGUUUCUCCCCUACUCAAACGAUAUAUCAAUUUUCAAUCAAUUGGGUGCUCAGUAUGAAUUGAAAGACAGUCCCGGUGUCCAGCACCCAGGGUUUGCCCACCAUCACCCUGCUUUUUACCCAUAUGGCCAAUAUCAGUUCGGUGACCCGUCCAGACCCAAAAACGCCACCAGGGAGAGCACCAGCACCCUGAAGGCCUGGCUCAGUGAGCACCGCAAGAACCCCUACCCAACCAAGGGCGAGAAGAUCAUGCUGGCCAUCAUCACGAAAAUGACCCUCACCCAGGUGUCCACCUGGUUCGCCAACGCCAGGAGGAGGCUAAAGAAGGAGAACAAGAUGACCUGGGCCCCCCGGAACCGCACCGACGAAGAGGGAAAUGUUUACGGCAGCGAUCAUGAGGGGGAGGAGGGGGACAAGAGGGAGGACGAGGAGGAGAUCGACUUGGAGAACAUCGACACGGAAAAUAUUGAGAACAAGGACGACUUGGACGACCAGGACGACCUACAUUCAGACAUUAAACUAGACGGGAGGAGUGACUCUGAGAUUUCUGACGGCUAUGAGGAUUUACAAGGGCCCGACCAGAGGUUUCUAAAGGCUGUAGGGAAAGAGGGCAAAGACGUGGAGAGGGGAGGAGAGCACUUCCACAGCCACCACCACCACCACCAUCACUCUUCUUUGGACACCAAAGCGUCCCAACAAAACGGAGAGCAGCUCAAACUAAACCCUGUGUCCGUUAGCUCACCCCCCUCAGAAAACAACCCUGCCCCAGCCCAAAAGCCAAAGAUCUGGUCUUUGGCAGAGACUGCCACGGCCCCUGACAAUCCGCGCAAAUCGCCACAAAUAAACGGCAGCAACUCCGCAGGGCCGGCCGCCCAGACCAUAAUCGCCCCUCACAGACUCAUCUCUUCUUGUCCCGUUGGGAAAAUCCAGAACUGGACGAACCGAGCUUUCUCGGCGCAUCAGCUGGCUUUACUGAACUCAAAUCAUUAUCUGGGACUGGCAAACCAGGCAACAGCCACCGGCCUGGCCCUCUACAGCAGCAGGCAAACGGAGGACAAGAGUCAUAGUUCAGAGACUCCAGUCACAGGUACAUGUCCCCGACACUGAGACGCGCAUGUAUAAAUAACUACAAAAACAAAGACACUAGUCCAUUGCCCGCCAUUCAUUUCUAUUAUUUUAGUCCUCCUUUUGCCUUCUUUGCCUGUUCAUGGAUUUUUUUUGUCUAGGCCACACAGAUGAACAGUGUUACAAUGUUAUAGCUUACAGAAGACAGUGUGUGUGAUGUGUGUGUGCGUGUGUAACUGCUUUGAAAAAUGCCAGAGAGGAUUAUGAACACCACACCAGAAAGCAUUUUUUUUUUAAAGUCAAAUGUUGAAUUGGGUGAAAAAUGAUUUUAAUUUUUGUGCCCCUUCCUUCCUUUAUUUGGAAUUGUUAUAUCCUUAUGAUAUUAAGGCCCAUGUGCUUGUAUUCAGUGAUUUACAUAAAUCCCUCCACCCAUCAAACCAAACUCGUUUUCAACACAAAAUUCACAGGAUGUGCUCAGAUAAUAGGCAGUUCAAUUAAUGCAUUUUUUUUAUUUUUCAUUGCCACAAUUUCAGAGAGCUAGUGCCUUGGAUGCAGAGAAAAAGUUGUUAAAAACAGCUUCCCACCCAGUUCAGAGAUAGAGAGGCUGUCAGUUAAUGACAUUUGGGGAUUUUCUUUUUGAUGCCAUAUCACAUUUUCUUUUUUAAACGCCAUAUUUACCCAAAUUAGCUUUUAUUCUAAGAUUUGUUUUAUCCCUGUGUGUGUGGCUUGUGUUAUUUCGUCAAGGCCUAUGUUACACUUACUUGUUUGGUCAUGCAAAUGAGCUCAAUGCAAAUUCACUACAGGCUCAUUUUUGAAAGGCAAUUGUCACUUUUAUAUCACUUUGUGUUUUUAGCUCUUCAUGAGGCUAUUAUUAGUGUUUUUGUUUUAGAUCACUACAAUUUUCUUUCCUUUUACCCCUGUGUAUUUCAGGCCUCAGAACUAACUACAAGCAGCGGUGGUUCUAUAGGCUCUCUCCUUUCCAUAACCUCUCACCCAUGCUCUUUUUUCUUUUUCUUUUAUUUGAAUAUGGAAUGUAAAAUAAGAAUAAUACAUCUCUGUAUACUUACAUUGUAAGCAUGUCCUGUGUAAAACUGCUAAUGUAAUAAUGUAUGAACCUGUAGUCUGUGAGUUUUUUUUUUCUUUUUGUAAGUUCUGUGAGGAUUUGAUGUUCAAAUGUUUUGUAUAUAAAGUUAAGAAUAUGUACAUACUUGUGAACCAAAUUGUACAAGAAAGUCUAUAUUUUGGCUAAUAAAUGAAC